This is a messenger RNA of Carassius carassius (crucian carp), 1841 nucleotides long. RefSeq names its product protein FAM117A-like. The transcript has 8 exons. The coding region runs from base 371 to 1510 and encodes 379 amino acids. Lineage: Eukaryota; Metazoa; Chordata; Actinopteri; Cypriniformes; Cyprinidae. The record is from RefSeq and is a predicted model, not a curated record.
GUUGGUUGUUGUCAGAUUGUGCACUGAAGAAUUGUCAGCAGCCCAUAUACAAUGUAGUUCUUUACUAGGCUAAGUGGAAUUAGCCGUUUAGGACGGCUCAUAGAAAUGUAUACGUUUUUUCAGCCAGAAAAACAAUUAUAAAAUAAAAUAACGCAUUUUAUUAAAGUAAUUCGUUUGGGAAAACUUAACUAUCAUCACAAAAGAAAGUAGCUCACAAGCUAGCGAGUGUGCUAAAGCAAAAGUAUUUGCACACAAACUUUAUUUUUUGACUGCUAAUCGGACGAAAACCUUUGCUGGAGUAUCAGCUCUAGGAGUUUGCGAGAUUGGUGAACUUUUUAAAGACUUUUGAAAGCACAAAGCGACGGUGGGGAUGUCGUGUCGGAAUGGAGUGGCCCGGGUGGGUAAUCAAGGACUGCAGCCCCUCCGAGCCACGGUCCCGUUUCAGCUCCAAAACCGUCCAGCACCGCGCUGCAAAGACACCAGGACAGCCGAGUACAAGAUGAAGGGUCGGCCGCCGAAGCCAACCUUACGACGGACAUUGUCUCUGGACACUCUGGUGGGACCGUAUCUUCAGGGCAACUGGCCUAGAGACCCAGAGUGUCAGCCUGUUACCUGUGUCAAUGACAAGGCCACACAGACUCCCAGUUCCUGGAUAGAGGAGACUCGGGGGCGGAGAGGCAGCAGCGGUCACAAGCGUUCUGCAUCAUGGGGUAGUGCUGAACACCUCAGAGAGGUUGCUAAACUUCGACAGUCCUUACAGAAACGCUCCAGACAUGCACCUCCUGCCAUGGACUGUGACCAGACACACCAACACAUACACAACAGCCAAACACACUCACCUGGAAGUACACAGACGAUGCCUCUGAUUCCACUGAGCCGAUUGGCCCCCCGACUGAGACGCAGUGUUGAAGGACUGAACCUGGAGCUGGAGGGCGUCUUUGUGUCUGAAACGGCAAAGUCACAGCACAAAAUUCUGGAUGUACCUGAUGGCCACAGAGCCCCCGUCCCAGCUCAAAGGUACAGCAGCGCUUCACAGAGCGACCCUUCUCCUGCCCAGCUGUCCCCCUCACACUCUCCCUGCCCCAUCACAGACACCGAUGCGGUUCUGUGCGGGCCGCUCUGUCUGUCUUCCUCCCCUCCUCUAUGUAUGUCUGAGCCAUCAUCAUCUUCUCCUCGUCCCAACAAGACGUACGUCUUUCAGAGAGAACCUCCAGAGGGCUGCGAGAGAGUACGUGUGUCUGAGGAAGCCAUCCUUCUGUGUGAUGGAAAUGCUCCUCUUCAGCCUUCCUGUCCUGACCCUAACAAGGUGAAUUUCACACCUCACGGUGGCUCCGCCUUCUGUCCUGUCAGUCUCCUGAAGCCCCUCCUCCCUUCAAUGGACCUGUUAUUUCGUGGCCUGUCUGUUUCACCCGUCACUGGUUGUUCGGCUCAAAGUGCUGCCCCCUGUCAGACUCCUGUGGGUGGCUAUUUGAGCGGCACCCUCCCGGAUCCUACCACCACCUCUCUGUGAAAGGAGGACAUUCUUGACGAGGAAAGAAAAACUAAAGAUUGUUAUACCUUUGUCCCAUCUCAUCGGCGACUUUGGCAUUAAAGCGUCUCAAAAAGAAUAAACUGCUCAUGCCAUCCACGCGGUAUCUGAUUUGUUUUGAUCGGCACAGAGAGGGAAAAAAAUCCAAAACAUCAUAGUCCAAAACUAUGGUGGACUCUCUCCAGUGUGAUUUGUCUGCAACCUUUUGACCUCAGGACACUCCACUUGGCACUUGUGAUCAUUUCUUUUCACGUUAUAGCAUUGAACUAUUGCUAUAUUUUUUCUAAUUUCUAUAAAACAAUACCGAUGACUA